Spodoptera littoralis (African cotton leafworm) is the source of this 1617-nucleotide messenger RNA. The record is from the annotation of a GenBank genome assembly. NCBI's taxonomy places the organism in Eukaryota, Metazoa, Arthropoda, Insecta, Lepidoptera, Noctuidae.
AUGGUUUUUUCGCAAACGAGUCUCAAUACUCAAACUGUUUUGAAAGUGGUAGAGCUAGAUCGUUUAAAGAACGAGAAGAAGAACUGCGUAAACGGUCUAAACGGAGUGAUUACCGACGGAUAUUCAAACACCGCAGCUCCGUCUUCGCCAGUGGCUACAACCAGCAGCUUUGCAGAGGUUUACUUGAAAUCGGAGCCCCUAUUCGAGAGCGCAAUGUUUCACGAAACGGACUACGAGUUCUUCCAAGAUCUGGUUCCGUUGUCCUGCGUUCCCGCAAAGGAAGAAGUAGUACAGACCAUUGAUUCAUCUAAGAAUACUGAAGAAAGGGCACUUAAGAUCGACACACCAUACACACAAUUCUCACCGCAAGGUUGGGAAAAUUUAGACGUUAACUCCCAGUUUCCACAGGCAGGCUUAUACAAUAACAUCUCCCCGCAUGAACCACUGUCGCCGAACGAAAAGUUCCCGCAGUAUGACGCCAACAUGCCUACCUUCCCAGAAUGGGAUAAAGAUACCAACAACGUGCAGUUUAAGGAAACAUUCUUAGACAUUAGCAGACUGCCAGUGGUUAUUGGAGACUUACCGUCUGAGACGGUCGCUGAUACUAAUCCGUGGCAAGUCCGGGAUCCAGUAGAGUUGACCAACACACAUGACACCCAAUAUUAUCAUAUGUACACCAAUCCACCUCACAACACAGCGCCCUUCAUCGAUGCAGAAGAUUCCCUUGAUCUUAAAUUUGGAUCCGUCAUCCCACGGGAGGUGGAAAGCAACAACGUAGUUAUUUCCGAGUUCAUCAUCAACGAAGACCAAGACCUAAUGGGGGCAAUGCAAGAACCGGCGAUGCCGAGGCGUGUCGAGGGGCUGUCCGUGGACGUGUCGGCGCGGGCGCCCGCCUGGCCGUUCGACACCAUCAGCACUCCUGAAGUGCUCAGCUAUGUGGAGCAACUAGAAAAAGAAAAAUGCACACAGCCCUUGAAACCUCAAGAGCACUGGACGGCCCACAACGCUUCUCUAUCCGCCUCGAGGGAGUCUUACACGGACCUCUCUCUGUCUACAUCAAAGGAAACAUUCACAGAAUUGGACACACCGCCGCCCCCACAAGUCGACUAUGAGCCCAUCACACCAAAAAGCGAAUCUCACAUGGAAUCAGACAAUGAUGACGUCAAAUCUACCGCAAGUAAGAGAAGACAUCAAGACAGCGAUGAAUCCGAUGAGACUUACACACCGUAUACUGAACAGCCAUCCAGGAAAUAUAAAAGAAGGAAACCAAGUGUUCCAAUCAAGGACAUGAUUCUAGCACUAGAAGGUCAACCUAAGGCGCGAAGAGGACGCCCCCCUAAAAGACGGGAGAGUACUGUGUCCUCGGUGUGUAGUGUAGACGAGAACUCGUCGUCUAUCUCUACACAAGAGUUUAAGUAUAGAGAAUUAAGAGAUAAGAAUAAUGAAGCCUCUAAACGGUCUCGAAUGAACAGGAAACUCAAGGAGCUACAGAUGGAACAGUUAGCUGAUGAACUAGAAGAGAAAAAUAAGAAGUUGAGAGUUCGAGCUGACAUUCUAGAAGAAAUGACAAAGAGGCUGAAGAACGAAUUGAUGUCUGCUAUUCUGAAGAGUAAAUGA